This is a messenger RNA of Psylliodes chrysocephalus, 294 nucleotides long. NCBI's taxonomy places the organism in Eukaryota, Metazoa, Arthropoda, Insecta, Coleoptera, Chrysomelidae. The record is from the annotation of a GenBank genome assembly.
AUGUUAUUUAAAAACUUCAAAACAAUUUUUACGGAAACAUAUAAGCUUUUUAAUUUAGUUUUAACUAUCCCUGCAACAAGUGUAUCUGCCGAACGAAACUUCUCAUGUCUCAAACGGAUUAAAACCUACCUAAGAAAUACGAUGACACAAGAGCGGCUCUCGGGGUUAGCAAUGCUGUCAAUAGAACAAGAGUUACUGUCAAAUCUCACUACAGACCCACAAUUUUACGACCAAAUAAUCGAUAAAUUUGCAACCCUAAAAGAUAGGCGCAUAGAUUUAAUUUACAAAAAAUAG